Messenger RNA from Rotaria socialis, 855 nucleotides. The record is from the annotation of a GenBank genome assembly. NCBI's taxonomy places the organism in Eukaryota, Metazoa, Rotifera, Eurotatoria, Philodinida, Philodinidae.
AUGGCAUGUCAACAUCCGAAUUGUUCAUAUCCGAUUCAUUCUAUCUGUGUACACCAUUGUCAUUGGUCUCUCUGUGAAAAACAUAUAGAUGAACAUAAAAGAUCGCUUACUGUUGAAUUUGAAGAACUACUUCAAGAUUUAAUUGAACCAGCAGAUCAAUUAUCGAAUAUAGUUGAUAAAACAAAAAAUAGUUUAACGCUAGAACAUCAGAAACAACUUGAUUGUCUUAAACAAACUUAUGAGAAACAAAUCAAUGAAAUCGAACAACAAUUAGCGAAUCUAUCUGAAAUUCAAGACCAACGUAAUAACAUAUCUAAACAAUUAAGUAAAAUUCAAGCCAAUGAAAUUCUAUUAACACAUGAUGAUUUUCAAAAAAUUGAAUUUUUAACAAAAGAAAUAACUCAAUUUAUGAAGUCAUCAAAAGAUAAAGAAGAAAAUAAAGUGAAUUUACAACCAAAACGAAGCAAAUUUACAAAAUGUCCUUUGACAACUUUGAAUGUCUACGGUCUAGCACUAUCACACAAUGUACGUUUAUGUUGCCCGAAGAAAAAAAUUCAACAUUUAUAUCAUCAUCUUUGUAAUUAUCAUCGCCUAAAAACCUGUUAUACAAAUGAAUUAAUUCAAGCAAUAAAAUUUGAUUUAGACCCAAAGACAACAGUAAUAUUUCCGUUGAAUACAAAAAUUAUUAGUAUUGAUGAUAAAUAUCCGUGUCCACUACAUUAUACAUCAAUAGAAAGUGAAAUUCGUUGUGCACCAUGUACAACUUUGGUCACUAGAAAAUUUUUGCCCGUCCAUUUACAAACUGUUCAUCGUUUACGAGCACCUGAAAUCAAAGAGAUUUUAAAAAAGAAUUGA